Molecule: messenger RNA, 4279 nt
Organism: Lepidothrix coronata (blue-crowned manakin)
Lineage: Eukaryota; Metazoa; Chordata; Aves; Passeriformes; Pipridae
Product: zonadhesin-like
Exons: 26
Coding region: 302-4279 (1325 amino acids)
Molecular function (GO): protein binding
Source: RefSeq, a predicted model, not a curated record
UGAGUGGCCGUGUGACCCAGCCAUCAGCCCUCCUGUGUCCUGCUCCCCUGCCGAGGAGGAGGCAGCUAACAAGCAGUGUUCAAUCCUCACGCAUCUGGGUGGCCCGUUCCAGCCAUGCCAUGCAGUUCUGCCGCCCCAGACCUACUUUGAGAGCUGUGUCUAUGACCAGUGUGCCACGGGCAGCAGCACAGAGCAGCUCUGCAAUGACCUGGGGGCCUAUGCCACAGCCUGUGUGGAGGCAGGGGUUGCCCUGGGAGACUGGAGCGCUGGCACUGUCUGUGGUCCAUCAACACCAACACCCAUGACUCCCUUGCCAGGCACUACAACGCAGCCUGCCCACACAACAUCACCAACAACACCAAUACCCAGCUCAGACCGUGCUUCCUGCAGUGCCUCUGGAGAUCCACAUUAUAACACUUUUGACCACAGAGUCCAUAAUUUCAUGGGAAAUUGCACUUACACCCUCUCCAAAGUGUGCAAUGUCUCUGAGAAGCUUCCAUACUUCGAUGUGUCCACAACAAAUGAGCACAGAGGAGCCAACACCAAAGUCUCUUAUGUGAAGUCAGUGCAAGUAGAAGUCUAUGACAACCAGAUUUCUCUACUGAAAAACAAGAAAGUGAAUGUGAAUGGUCGCAGAAUGAACCUGCCUGUAUUUAUUGAGAAGAAAAUCAGUGUUCAAAGCAGUGGUGGAUAUGUUCUCUUGGAAACUGACUUUGGACUGUGGGUGAGAUAUGAUGGAAACCACUAUGCAGAAGUCUCCGUGCCCUCUAAUUACAGUCAUCUGCUCUGUGGCCUCUGUGGUAAUUAUAAUGGUGAUCCAAAUGAUGACAAUAUAAAACCCAAUGGUGAUAUUGCCAGUGGUUCUGCUGAUCUUGGAGAAAGCUGGCUUGUGCCUGAGAAUAACACCAUAUGCUCCAGUGGUGGGAUAGAAGAGCAGUGUGAUCCUGUGUUGGACAGUGAAGCAAAGAAGAACACAGCAUGUGGCAUGAUCACAGACCCAACAGGAAUCUUCAAGGACUGUCAUACCAAAGUGCCUCCAGAGAAUUUCUUUGAAAAUUGUGUUUAUGACAUGUGUUUCACUGGUGGACAGGCAAUAUCCCUGUGCUACGGACUACAGGCCUAUGCUGAGUCAUGUAUCAAUGCUGGCAUAUGCAUAGAGUGGAGGAAUGCUACUCUUUGCCCAAUGUCCUGUCCUGGAGGCAGCAUCUACAAGAGCUGUGGUACUAGGUGUCCCUCUACCUGUUUGAACAUCUCAGCAGCUGAUUCCUGCAGUUCUUUACCAGUGGAAGGUUGCUUCUGUAAGGAAGGUUAUGUUUUGAGUGGAGACAAAUGUGUGCCGGAAAGCAGCUGUGGUUGUGUUGAUGAAAAGAACCAGUAUCACCAGCUGGAUGAAAGCUGGUUCACCCAUUAUCCCUGCACUGAACGCUGCACCUGCAAGGCUAAUAACACCAUUGAAUGCACAUCCUGGGAGUGUGGAGUCCAAGAGGAAUGCAGCAUUCAGGAUGGUGUGCUGGGCUGUCAUUCCAAUGGUCAAGCAACAUGUCAAGUGGUAGGAGAUCCCCAUUAUUUCACUUUUGAUGGAAUGAAGUACACUUUCAUGGGAACCUGCACCUACACUUUGGUUGAGGUUGACAACACUUCCACCAAUGUCAUUCCUAUAACCAUACUGGGCAAGAAUGAAGACAGAGGACUGAGAGGGGCCACAUACCUGAAAGAAGUCUAUAUAGAUGUGCAUGAUGUACGAAUCACCCUUCAGAAAAACCAAGGAAUCCUGCUGAACAAUGAGAGAGUUUACACUCCAGUGGAGAACCGACUGCAAGGCGUGUCCAUUGGAAAUGUUGGCAGAUUUAUAGUUGUGGAAACUGACUUUGGUGUGAUAGUGAAAUAUGACGGCAAUCACCAUCUGGAAAUCACCCUCCCACAAUCUUAUUUCUCACAGGUGCAUGGCAUGUGUGGUAAUCUCAAUGAUAAUCGUGAAGAUGAUCUGUCCUUGCCCAAUGGAACAGUCGUCAGUGCCACACAGUUUGGAAAUAGCUGGAAAGUGGAGGAAGACAGUGAUAAGGGUUGUUUACCAGACUUAAGAGAAGAUGAUAAUCCCCCUUGCACUGCUGAGAAUAAACAAGUCAUUGAAAGCCAGUGUAAUGUCCUAAAAUCAGACAAAUUCAAGGUAUGCCAUAAUCUAGUCAACCCUGAAGACUUUGUAGAGAUCUGCAUCUAUGAUAUGUGCCAGUAUGAUGGCAUGAAGUCUGCUCUCUGCGACAUAGUUCAAGCCUAUGUGGAGACCUGCAAGAACCAUGGAAUCACCAUUAAAUGGAGGAAUAACACAUUCUGUCCAUUGCCCUGCCCAUCCCGGAGCCAUUACAAAGACUGUGUCUCCGCCUGCCCAUCAACAUGCAAUGACAUUUUUGCCUCUUCCCUUUGUGACAAGACAGAAGAGUGUACAGAGGGCUGUGAGUGUGAUGAUAAUUAUGUGCUCAGUAAUGGCAACUGUGUACCUCUGAGCAGUUGUGGCUGCAGGGAUGAUGACAACAAUUACUACAGUGCUGGGGAGACAUGGAUAACUCCACACUGCGCCAGAAGAUGCCAGUGUCAGAAGAACGGUGUCAUCAGUUGUAACAGCUAUAGCUGUGAUUCUAGAGAAACCUGUGUGAUCCAAAAUGGAAAACACAAGUGCCAGCCAACAGGUUUUGGAAGAUGCCAGAUCCUGGGCGACCCACACUACAUCACCUUCGACGGUCUGGUGCACCACUUCCAGGGGAAAUACACAUAUAUUUUGGCUCAGACCAUCCCUGACCUACCUGAUACUCUCACGCCGUUCAGCAUUGAAGGCAUUAACUCUCCUUUACUCCUAUUUCGACACAUUACCUACCUGAAAGAGAUUCUCAUCAAUGUUUACAACCACACAGUGCGAUUCAGGCAGAACAAGCAGGUUCUGUUGGAUGGUGUCCGUGUGAGACCCCCUCUUCGACCUCAUGAAGGUAUUCAUAUAUAUCAGAGGAUAACAAGAAUUUACCUAGAGACAGAUUUUGGCUUAUAUGUGAGCUUUGAUGGCAAUGAAAAUGCAGAUAUAAAGCUGGCCAACACCUACGGAAGCAGAGUGGAAGGCUUGUGUGGUGACUUUGAUGGGAGAUACAGAAAUGACUUCACAAAUCCAGACGGUGUUUGGGUGAAGAACGUGAAUGUAUUCGGUGAAAGUUGGAAAGUUCCUUUAAAAAGAAGCUCUCGUUUCAGACGAGAUGUCAACUCAGGAAAUGAGUCUGCGGAGGAGCCAGAUCCAGGGCUUUUCCAAGGUUGCAACGAAAAUCAGCUGGAGCAGCAAAAUGCAACUUCAAGAUGCCAAAUCCUGACUGACUUGAAUGGUCCUUUUGCAAAGUGUCAUUCCACAGUCCUACCGGAUUUCUAUUUCACGAGCUGCCUGUUUGAUAUGUGUGUGGAAGGAGAUGAGGUCACUACCUUGUGUCGCAGUCUGGAGGAAUAUGUGCUGGCCUGUCAGCAGCAAGGAGUCAGUAUGGAUGGCUGGAGACAACAGACAGUUUGUGGUAUAUCAUGUCCUGCCAACAGCAACUACAGCUCAUGCACGUCUGCAUGCCCAGCAUCCUGCAACGACCUGACCAGCCCUUCUGAGUGUGAAUCACCUUGUGUGGAAGGCUGUGAAUGUCUCCCUGGCUAUGUUCUUAGUGGUUUUGACUGUGUGCCUUACAAAGAGUGUGGCUGCACAUACCUGAACAAAUACUAUGAGAUUGGAGAAAUAUUCACCACUGAUGACUGCUCUCAGACAUGCCAGUGCACAGAAAGCUCCACUGUUUUCUGCUCUGACACAGCAUGUGGGUCUGAUGAAAUCUGUGGCAUCUCCAACUACACUCGUGGAUGCUACAGGAGUGGACCAUGUAUGCCAAACCCUUGUCAGAAUGAUGGUGUUUGCUCUGAAACUACCAAUGGCACCUCUCUCCUCUUCUACUGUGAAUGUUCAGAGCUGUACACAGGAGCAACGUGUGAGGCUGAAAAGAUAGCUGAAGACCCUGACACAGAGGAUCCCAAGGACUAUACAUAUGCCAUCGUCAUCGGAGUCGUGGCAGGUGUAAUUGUUAUUGUCAUUCUCAUCUCAUCUACAGUGUGCCUGUACAGGAGAAAGAGAAAUGUGGAUACACAUACAAUAACAAGGGAUUCUUCUUUGAAGUGGUCCAGGGAUGAACUGGAUGCCAGAGUACACGAGCAAGAUUAUGGCUGCAUCGUGAACAGUGCAUUUGAUCAAAAUGAAUCCCAAAAUAUACAGCUAUAG